Molecule: messenger RNA, 5211 nt
Organism: Hypoxylon trugodes
Lineage: Eukaryota; Fungi; Ascomycota; Sordariomycetes; Xylariales; Hypoxylaceae
Exons: 6
Coding region: 1-5211 (1736 amino acids)
Biological process (GO): positive regulation of transcription by RNA polymerase II
Cellular component (GO): nucleus
Molecular function (GO): transcription factor binding
Source: RefSeq, a predicted model, not a curated record
AUGUCGUCUUCGAGCUACCAGACGAUGCCGAGGCAUCGCAACACAUCCACAAGUUCCGCCGGGCGCUCCUCGAGGAAAGGAAAAGUGGCUGCCGCCGAACCGAGAGAUUUCACAUCGCCAACUGCUCUCGUCAGGCAUUUUGAGCCAAUAGCAGCGACAGCUUCUAUGCUGUUAUAUGGACAGGGCAGCUCGGUAGUUGUUGCGCAUCACGACAGCCUUACGAUCGAAAGGCGGUUUUCACGACAUUCCGCAGAAAUACAUCUGUUAGCCGUGGAUACGCAAAGUGAUAUAGGAGCUGGUCGAUUGGUGGUUAGUUACGAUGCGGAUAUGACAGCUAUCGUAUGGGACCUGAUGGCAGGAGAUGAAGUUGCUCGGUUCGCUUCGUAUGAAACCCUUACAUGCGCAGCUUGGAUGCGGAGUGGAAAUGUCGCAUUUGGCAACACGCAAGGAAAUGUUAUACUAUUCGAGCCCACAACAUCAGAGCAUAUCUCUGCAAGGACAAUCGACCAAAUACCAAUUACAGCCUUAGCACCUGCAGCCGAUUGCAGGACCUUCGCCAUUGGAUAUCAAAAUGGCUCCCUCUUAAUUGCUACACUUCAACCGAGGUUUACAAUUCUACAUAAUCUGAGCACGUCAAGGGCACCGUCACCGAUUGUGAAUCUUGCGUGGCAUGCCUCAUCGGCGCGCCAGAAGUCGGAUAUGUUGGCUGUGCAAACCAAUGAUGGCGAUCUUAGGGUCUGGAGCGUGGCGAAAUCCCUUAGUAGCGACGAUGCUGCCAAGGUAGUCCGAAUAUUGAAACGCACGGAGAAUUAUGUUAAUGGACCCAACUGGAUGGGUUGGUCUAAGAACGGUCGCAUAAUUCAGUACUCGGAAGGCGAGACACUUUCAUGGGAUGUUCGAACAAAACACAUCACUAAUGAUGGCAUCCCGACCCUUGAACAUGUUCGUGGCCUUGCCGUGUAUGGACCAGCUGCAACCCUUUUCACCCUUGGUGCCAACAACACCGUCCAACAGUUCGACCUGAACACGCCAUCGAUGAUGGUUGCUAACGUCCAGCAUCCUGCUAAUCUUUUGCCACCGUCUCCGCCAGUGUCGAUCGAAGAGCAGCCUGAGCAAGGAGUCGUGAUCAUCGGCACAUCCGAGUCUGACUCGUCACUUCCCAUUAACCCUGAAAUUUCCGAAAGUGAUGAUGAUCAUAUGUCGCCAUUUGCGAGGAUUGCCCGUGGAACAGAUAUUACCCCUGAGACACUCGAACAGGAGAGAUACAUGACAAGGAGCCCGGCGUCCACAAGCCAAUCAUCGACUGUUUCAAAAUCGUCUACCGGCUCCGGCACUAGAGGCAAAUACCAGGCUUCGGUCUUGUCACGUGGAAUGACCGAGAACACUUACAUCUCUGCCGGAUCUUCUCUGAGAUCUUCUGCUAGGCCACCGUACGGCGAUAAGGACGCCUACUCGCUUAGCAGCAUUAGCUCUGCCUCGAUAACUUCGUCUUCUCGUUCUCAUCGUCGACCUUCUCGACUAAGGAAUGAGGUUCUGCCCAGUCCCGAGGAGUCUAAGGUCCAUGAUCUCUUCAAGUACACAAGGAGCCGUCUUCAUGAUAUCCCUUACAAACAUGCUCCUUUGGUUGACCAGACUCGCCUCACUAACGAUGACCUUCGACGGCAGAUGCUUAGCACUAUCUUUGGGUGGAACGGAGAGAUUGAGGAUCUUAUUCGUGAUGAGAUGGCACGGCACCCAUUAGGCUCCGCUGGCCGUAUUCUUCUUUCGAAAUGGCUUGGUGACAUCGACGCGGAUGUGAUGACGGCGACGUCGGAGAACAUGACUUCGUCGGACUGGAUGUUGUUGGCUCUGAGUGGGAUUGGAGGUACUGCCUCCCAACAUAAGCUGGGACGAGCAUACGUGCAGCGUCUUCUGGAGAGCGGUGAUGUGCAUGCGGCAACGACAAUUAUGAUUGGAAUGGGUGAUCACAACGAUGCUAUUGAGAUCUAUGUUUCGCACAAGAAGUACAUGGAAGCUCUCAUCCUGCUUUGCCUUUUCUUCCCUAGUGUCUGGGAGCGACAGACUCAGAUUAUCAAGAAAUGGGGAGAGUUCGCUGUUCAACACGGUCAACAACAGCUGGCAAUCCGAUGCUUCGCUUGCACUGGAAUAGAGUCCACUGAGCCCUGGACCUCACCAUCAGCAGCGCAACUGACUUUCCAGAGUAUGAACCCGAGUAUUCCCGAGGUUUUGAGCCCACCUUUAUCUCCUCCUGACCUGAGCCGUGGACCACAACGCAGCAUUGCAAAAACAUCAGCGCUCAAGCUCAUCACCUCGUUUGGUGACCAAGGGAAGAAGUCUAAGUUCUUUGCAACUGGUGGUGACGGAGGCGCGACCCCCAUCGCUGCCGGUGUUACGCCAAUAGCUGAGUCUGCUGUGUCUCCUGGUGGACGUGACCCCAGCACCGCAUUUCUUCGUCCCUCGCAGCGAAGCGCCCUCAAUACCCCCGCCAGUGCAAAGCCUACCACACCCGGUGGAUUUGGACGACAACGCUUGCCCUCUAUUGGAGAGAUCCCUCACGAUGCUAUCCCCCGUGACCUUCGAGAAGGACGGAAUCUGCCGACACCGCCAAGCGACCUUGCCCCUGAAAUGACCCAAACUCAUCGUGCCCAGCAUUCUUACAAGGGCUCUCUUGACGAGCAAUACAGCGCUGGGCUGUCACUCUCUAGAGCUGCUAGUGCAAGCCCAAUGAUGAUGAAGGACAGCAACCGCCGCAGAGACCCGCCUCCUCCCUCUCCUUCCCCGGCGUCGAUUCAGGCGCUGAUGCAACAAGGUCGCACGAGCCGAAAUGGCGCUCGGGAGCGGAAGCCCGAAGGAAUGGAGCUAAGGAUUAAUUCUAUUGAGGCUACGAUGAGUGGCGAUAUAGCUUCCCCUGAGCAAUCAGUAGCAUCCUCCACUCGCUUCCAUUGGCCCACUCGCCGUCGUGGCCCAGGUUCCAUUGCCAGCUCUGUUACAUCUCAAUCUAGUGCAGGCCGAAGCUACAAGACCGACCGGACUGGUCAUGGCCAAGGAGGUCGUGGUCUGAAUGAAUACAUCCACAGCUUGGAGGCUGCUCAACAUUAUUCCAAGAAGCAGAGGAGCCGCGAAAGCAGUCGCCACCGCCAGGAGGAGAGACAUGGUCGAAGCCGUGAAAGCAGCCGAAACCGCCAGACUACGCGAGACAAUUCGGAGGACAGAGGUAGGGGUAUCUCCCGAAACUGGACUCCCAAACCUGCCAAGCGAUCACCCACUUCGCCCGUGCCCAUGUCCCCCGAGGAUCUCAUCAACCUAAGCACUCCGCAACAUGUUGAAUCGAACGAGGAGUUCGAGUCUGGGGAGCCAUCCACUGUCCGAAAGGCUAGCCAAAUCCGACGAUCUUCGCCCCGAAGCACUCGCAUGUCCAGCCGUGCUUCCAGUCGAACCGGUCGACAGAGGAGCUUGGAACGACGACCGCCAGCGUUAGAACUUCGCGGCAGGAGUAAGAGCCGUGGUGAUGGUUCUAUUGCGAGGUCACCUUCGUCGCCAUUACCGCUUUCAGCUCCUAUGCAUUUCCUUGGGGGAUCGGAUGAUGAGGAUGACUACCGAGCUGCUGUUGUCGCACAGGAACAGUUCCGGACCAGGCACAACCGCAGUGGCCAGAAGGAUCCCGCUUCGCCUGCCGUAUCACGGGCUCGCGAUCGGUCGCAGAGCCGCAAGAGGAAUAAGACACCCGGAGACCAGGACCCGAUGCCUGCGAUUCAAGUAGCACCUAAGCAGCAACCGCUAUUGCAACCUUUGCAAUUGCAGUUACAGCCACAGCAGUAUCAGCAACAGACGAAUGCACCCCGUGCUGGAGACCUCAAGAUGAUCUCAGCUGAAAGGCAAUUGAAGAAAGAGGCUGCAGCCCGUGAACUUGAGGAACGCCGCAAGUCACUUGCGCGCCGCCCCUCAGCGCCACCGAUCCCUCACCCAGAUGACUUGUCCCCAAUUAUUGCUCGCCCACCAAGUGCCUUUGAAUUACCUCAGACCACUUUUAUCCCUCACAAGGAUAUGCCCGCUAGAAGCCACACUGCUGAUCCCCACAAGAGCUCACACACUCGCAGCGGAACCGUCCCCAUGAUCGGUCUGCCAGCGACGCCCAGGGCUAUGCGUCUUCAAUUUGAGACAAGCAAGUCAAGCAAGUCGAACAAGCACAAUGUGGCCGUACCUCCCAUCCCUGCUGCUUACAAGUCCUCUUCAUCGCCGUCGUCUUCAGGACAACCAUCUCCUGAUCGCCCUUUGAACAUCAGCAACUCUGCUAACAACUCACCGACCAAGUCUUCCCCAACUAAGGUGUCAGAGGCAAACGCCGAGUCAACCCCGCCGUUGACUCUUCUUCCAUCUACCGUGUACUCGCCUCCCUCAAGGCCCAACAUCGCGCGAUGCAUGUCCGCUCCUAUUCCCGAGGAGGGAAUGCAGGCAGGUGGUCAGCAACCUCGACGGGGUUCCGUCUCAACUAGGAAAAUGAGCGCGGAUGCUACUGCGGGCCUGCCUGGUAUUGAGGAGAGAUUAGGAGCUGGCCGACACUCGAGACGUACGUCCCGAGAUGACCAAAUCCCACCUCCGCCUCCACCACCACCAGUUCUAAAGGAGCUUCAGCAUCUAGCUACCCCGCCCCCUCCACCCCCAGCACCUCUACCCGGCGCGAGACCCAACGUAUACACGCAACCAUCGGGAUCUGGGACUAUUGAGAUCGUAAUGGACGAGGACGAACAGCAGCAACAGAACAUCCCACCACCUCCACCACCGCCUCAACAAGAGCAGCCACAGCAACCUCCUCCCCUAACCAUUGUACCCGUCUCCAACCCUCCUUCGUCGGCAGCAAUAGCCGUCUCCCCUUCAUCGCGUAGUGGGCGUGGACACACACGUGGCAGUAGCUUUACAGACAACAGUAUCGCAGGGCGCAUCAGCCGAGCGACCGAGCGCAUGCGGUCUGCUAGUCGCGGACGCACCAGCUCGAUCCUUGGAAGCCGAACUAAGUCGCCCGAUACCGCAAAUAUGCCAUAUGAAAGCGUGCCACCUCCUGUAAGCAUGCACAACAACGGUGGUGGGUAUACUUCGCCUGUUGAUAGGCAAUCCCAACAGCUGCAGGGAGUUGAACGACAUCCUCGUGAGGUCCGCGCCGCGUACCAGGAACGCGAGUUCGGCAGUGGGUUGCAUGCUAGUGAGAUGAUCUAA